This is a messenger RNA of Pelodiscus sinensis (Chinese soft-shelled turtle), 451 nucleotides long. Lineage: Eukaryota; Metazoa; Chordata; Testudines; Trionychidae. The record is from RefSeq and is a predicted model, not a curated record.
UUUAACCACAGCAGGUUUGUGCAAGGAAAACAAGAGUCGGAUUUUAGGAGAGCAUUGGUUGCAGCUGCAAGGUCAUCACAUCAGGCGUUGUUGUCCUGUUCGGAAGGCCAAAUGAAAAGCGCACAGUGGCUCUACCUGUGUGGACUUGUGACGGUGGCGUUGAUUCCUGCCAGCAGGCAGGUUGUCCUCAAGGAUACAUCCGAUGAGUCUAGGUGGCAGUCUUUUGAAUCGAAAAGCGCUCGGAGUUUUACUUCCAACAUUAAGCGCCAUUCUGAAGGCACCUUCAGCAGUGACUUUACCAGAUACUUGGACAAGAUGAAGGCCAAGGACUUUGUGCACUGGCUUAUCAACACGAAACGUUACAGCUCAACAAAGAGGUACAUAAAAGGAGACCACAACCACAUCUCCUUCCCCUCGGACCACUCGCUAGUUAGGUCCAAUUAGCCACCAG